Messenger RNA from Hirundo rustica (Barn swallow), 2050 nucleotides. It is a transcript of the gene TELO2, whose product is annotated as telomere maintenance 2. Gene Ontology annotation, molecular function: telomeric repeat DNA binding; Hsp90 protein binding. The transcript is spliced from 19 exons. Gene Ontology annotation, biological process: protein stabilization; telomere maintenance via telomerase. The coding region runs from base 168 to 1880 and encodes 570 amino acids. Gene Ontology annotation, cellular component: cytosol. The record is from RefSeq and is a predicted model, not a curated record. Lineage: Eukaryota; Metazoa; Chordata; Aves; Passeriformes; Hirundinidae.
ACUGCUCCAUCUCCUUUGUUUCUCAUGUCCUGGGGAAGGUGUGCUUUCAUGGAAGACAAAAGGAAAUUCUGGGAGUUUUGGUGCCCCGCCUGACAGACCUCACCAAGUCAGACUGCAUCUGGCAGAGGAUAUGCUGGCGGUUGGUGGAAUGUGUGCCAGACCGCUGGAUGGAAGCAGUGGUCCUUGGUUUUGUGCAGAGAGCGCCCAGGGCAGAUGUCUUGUCCAGAUUGCUGGGGAACCUAGUUGUGAAGAACAAGAAGGCUCAGUUUGUGGUGACGCAGAAGAUGUUGCUCUUGCAGUAUGGCCACACGACGGCAGUGCUGCAGAAUCUCCUUGGCUAUCUGGCCCUGGACGGUCUCCGGCGUGCCUUGUUGCUCAGAGUGCUGCAGGAGCUGUUGGAGACCUGGAGCAGCAGCAGUGCUGUGAAACACGCCCCAAUUGAGCAGCAGCUGUACAUUAGCAAGGCCAUCCUCAUCUGCCUCUCCCACCUGAAGGAGUCUGAAAUUGAGAGCUGCAGACAAGAGCUUCUGACGAGCAUGAUGGAGGGCAUGAAAUGCCACUUGGACAGCAGUCUGCCACAGCUACGGCGACUGGGCAUGGUGGUGGCGGAGAGCAUCAGUUCGAAAAUAAACACUGAGGGGCCUGUCCUGAAGUUUGAGUAUGAAGAAGAUGAUGAAACAAGAGAAUUGAAGUCCCUUCUGGUACAGACUCCAUCAUUCUGUGUUGUCCCCAGCCGUCCAGAUGAUGACUGGAGUGAGAAAGCGGAUGCUGCACUGCCAUUGGUACCAGAGAGUGAUGAGAAAUCCCAUACAGCAGCCCCUGUGGUGCCAGAUGAGGAGUCGGAUGUUGAGCUUGACAGUGAUGAUGACCUCAUCCCUUAUGACAUGUCUGAGGAUAAAGAGCUAAAAAUGAAGGCUCCUGUAUAUAUCCGAGACUGCAUUGAAGUUCUGACUGGAUCAAGAUCUGAAGAUGUGGACAAAUGGGAAGCUACAGUCAAGGCCCUUGAGAGCUUGAUUCGGAAGAAUCCGGCAGCAACAAGAGAAGUUAGUGUGGAGCUGGCAAAAAUACUAUUGCAUCUGGAGGAGAAGACCUGCAUUGAAGGCUUUGUGGAGCUCCGUCAAAAAGCUCAAGUAGCUGUUUUAACCACGGACCCAAUACCUGUUGCAAAGUACUUGACCUCCCAGUUCUACUCUCUGAACUACAGUCUCCGUCAGCGCAUGGACAUCCUUGAUGUAUUGGUUUUGGCAGCUCAGGAACUGUCCUGUCCCAAAUUCUCUGGGAAGAUCAAGCAUUCUGGUGCCCAAAAGCCUCGUAUCCAGCUCCUUCUGGAAAGUGACAGCUCUAAAGACUGGAGAAGAAUUGUUGAUGAGAGGAUCAAAAGCAAGACUCGGAGAUUUGAUACGGGUCAGUCUCACGUGGAACUGGCUUCCUGCCCAAACAAGUUCAAUUCUGUUGCUGGGUAUUUCUUUUUCCCAUUGAUUCAGCACUUUGACAGGCCUUUAACAACGUUUGAUCUUCUGGGGGAAGAUCACUUAGUCCUUGGAAGACUGGUCCACACUUUAGCAAUCCUGAUGUACUUGGCUGUCAACACUGUGGCAGUGACAGCAAUGGGAAAGGCACUGCUGGAGUUUGUUUGGGCACUGCGUUUCCACACGGACUCGUAUGUGCGCCAGGGCCUUUUGUCCUGUAUCUCCUCCCUGCUCCUCAGUGUCCCAACGGAACAGAUUCUGGCAGACAUGACAGAGGAGCUGUUGGAAACUCAGUGUUGGCUGGGAGAUGUGAUGGAGAAAGACCCUGAUGGAGACUGCAGAAGGCUGGCCCUGCAGAACUUGCUGCUAAUGGAGAACCUGAAAAAGAAACUUGCAGCUGUUCCUUCCUAGCUGAAGAAUGUGUAUUUUUCAUUAAGUUCCUGAGCUGUGCCUCACCCUGCUGUGCAUUUAGGCUCCUACCAUGGAACAUCUUCCUGCGUGAGAGCCAGACUUCACCAAGCUGCACAGGUGGACAAUAUGGGUUCUGUAGGUUAGAAGAAUUAAAAUUUCACUUACUGUAU